Psylliodes chrysocephalus is the source of this 854-nucleotide messenger RNA. Lineage: Eukaryota; Metazoa; Arthropoda; Insecta; Coleoptera; Chrysomelidae. The record is from the annotation of a GenBank genome assembly.
CUUACGCAAAAUUAGGAGGAAUUCCCCGAUAAUCGACAAAUUCUCACAACACUUAACAAUAAACAACAAAUACAUGCACGCUGUAGUGUGCGAUUGACGCAUUUCAGUCUAAAGCCGCCUUUAAUUUCUUGUGUUGCUAAGAUAAAAUGAUCCGCAACAUACACAGUUUCUGCCAGUGUUGAUGAUCACCCAGUCCGGUUCAGUUACUUUUAGUUGUUAAGUGUUUAUAUAUAGACUUAUUUUUUUUAUUCUUAAAAUGGCAGCCAUAAUUGGACAAGUCAUCGUAUUGGUGUUGGUAGCUGGAUAUUUCAAAGAUGUGACCUCUCAAGAACUGCCAGUGAACCAAGCUUGUUUGGGUUGCAUUUGUGAAGCAAUUUCUGCUUGCAAUACUACCAGUAUUUGUUCAGGUGAUGUAUGUGGACCUUUCAGAAUCACUUGGGCUUACUGGGCAGAUGCUGGAAAACCUACUGUACGACAGCAAUCACCUGAAGAAACUACGGCCUACGCAAAUUGUGCAGGAGAUACCUACUGUGCAGCUUUAGCGGUACAAGGAUAUAUGAGGAGAUUCCAACAGGACUGUAAUGGUGACAACAAAAUAGAUUGCGACGAUUUUGCCACAAUCCACAAAAUUGGAGGAUACGGAUGCAAAGGAGUGGCCUUGCCAGAGCCCUAUGGCCAGCGGUACAGACAAUGUAAAGAGAUCGUGGGACAACAAAACUACUAAAUAAUAAAUAUUUAUAAAAUAAGGCUCAUUAAGCUGUGACUGUUUAUAAUAUACCACGACUAUUUGUAGGGUACUGAUUUUCAUUAAUCAAUUUGUGACUAAACAAUUAUACUUUUUUGUACUUUUUAGA